AUGGGCUCGGCUAACGAUAAACCUGUUUUCCUUGUCGUCACCGGGGCAUGGCAUCCACCCGUCUGCUACGACUCCCUCAAGAACGAGCUCAACCGCCUUGGCUACGAAUGCGCAAUCCCCCAGAUGCCCUCGAUGGGCUACGGAACACAUGGAGUCACCUGGGAGGCCGACAAGGCAAAGGUGUUGGAGACGGCUGAGCCUUACUUUGAUGAAGGUAGAGAGGUGGUCCUCGUCGGCCACUCGUACGGAGGCAUCCCCGCCACGGUCGCCACAGAGGGACAGGGGGUCCAUGAGCGAGCUGAGCGAGGGCUGAAGGGUGGAUUCCGUUCCAUCGUCUUUCUUGCGGCUUUUGCGGUUCCCGUCAAGGGUUGGGAUUUGUUGACGACUUUUGGUGGAGCUUGGCCUGACUGGCAAAACACCCAAGAGGCUUACACGAAGAACAAGCAGUCUACCAUCAAUGAGAAGGGUUUUCAGAUGCUCUAUAACGAUACCACAGAAGAAGAAGCAAGAAAAGUGUACGCAAACUUGCUGCCGCACUCCCAAGACGCGUUCGAGACAGGCAUCGACUUUAUCGCGACCGACAUAACCAUCCCAAAGACCUAUAUAAUCUGCGAGAACGACCUCAUCUUCCCUCUGGCUCUUCAGGAGCAGCUGGUCAAGUUGACGCCUGGUAUGAAGGAGAGGAGGAUAGCGGCUGGCCACAGCCCGUUCCUGGGCAAGUCUCCUGAGACUUGCAAGAUUCUCGUCGAAAUUACCGAGGGCCAGUAA
Messenger RNA from Fusarium keratoplasticum, 768 nucleotides. Its product is annotated as AB hydrolase-1 domain-containing protein. Lineage: Eukaryota; Fungi; Ascomycota; Sordariomycetes; Hypocreales; Nectriaceae. Bases 1 to 768 code for a protein of 255 amino acids. The record is from RefSeq and is a predicted model, not a curated record. The transcript has 2 exons.